AUGCAAGUGUGGUUCAAUCCUUGCAUUUUGCCUGAGCCUGAGGUGGAAACAGAGCCACAGGCCACCGAGAAGCCGAGAGCUUUGCAAGGUCACGGCCUUUUUGUUUCCAAAGAGCUUGGGCAGAAGCUCGCCAUGCUGGAGCAUGAAGAGACUCCACCAGACUCUCCUGGGGAUCUGCAUGGUCGACUGGAUGAGAAGUCUGCUCUGGCGCUGCUCCGCGGCCGGGCCGACCCUAACGCUACCCUGGGCGCGCUGCAGCGCACCCCACUCUUCGCGGCUGCGGAACGGUGCAACAUCAAGCUGAUUGACAACCUGCUAAAAUUUCGGGCUGACGUCAAUCGAGCCGAUCUUGCAGGCGAGACGCCACUCUUUGCUCUUUGUCAUGCGGCUGCCUGGGCUGAUGCUUCUCUCCGCAGCCGCCGUGCCGCAGUGCAAAGGCUGCUGGAAGGCGAGGCUGACAUCGAUUUCGCCAACCCUCGAGGGCGCACGCCGCUCCAUGCGGCGAUCACCAGCGGUGAUGUUGCAGUUCUUUCGGUAUUGUUGGAGGAUACCGCGAAUGUGAAUGCACGCGAUUUGGGUGGCUUCACAGCCUUGAUGUGGGCUGCUGGGCGGGGCAACGCAGAAGUUGUCAAAGCUCUGCUUACAGCUCGGGCCAACACGGCCUUAGCUGCGAACCGUGCUCUCCUCGGCUUUUCGGAGACAGACGCUGCUUAUUCUAGUUCCAGAACAGCCUUCCGGACAAGCCGAUUCGUCCACCCGCCUGGACCUUUCUCGCUGCAACGAAAGGCGACCCGAAAUGGAAACAGCCAGGCCAUGCCAGGCCCAAGAAGCAAACUGCACCUCGUCCUCAAACGUCGCGCAGAUGCAUACGGAUCCUGA
Messenger RNA from Symbiodinium sp. CCMP2456, 879 nucleotides. Lineage: Eukaryota; Dinophyceae; Suessiales; Symbiodiniaceae. The record is from the annotation of a GenBank genome assembly.